This is a messenger RNA of Symbiodinium sp. CCMP2456, 889 nucleotides long. NCBI's taxonomy places the organism in Eukaryota, Dinophyceae, Suessiales, Symbiodiniaceae. The record is from the annotation of a GenBank genome assembly.
AUGGCGUACAGCCUGGAGGCUCAGUGGGACAUGCUGGGAUUCUCCAACAAAGCACUGGGCUUCGAGUCCGGGGCCUUGGCUCGCGGGGGCGUGUGCCGAUGGCGCGGCCAGGCCCUCUCCGAUCCACCGGAGCUCUGGGACUUGAGCUCGGGCGAGUGUUUCAAGACGCUCCACGGAAACGGUGCAGGUCUUCGCAAAGUCGUCCUGCUUGCCGACCAGCAGCAUGUGUUGACUGGAUCAGAUGACGGCACGGCGAUUCUCUGGAACUUGGGAGGAGCUGGUCAUCGAACCCUCGCUGAUCAUGGGGCCUGCGUCACAGAGGUCUCCGCAUCGCCAGACAGCAGCCUGGUGCUGACCAUUGCUCACGGCGAGCUGCGGGUGUUUCGAACUGGCUCCGGAGAAUGCAUAUGGGCUCUGGAUGACGAGUACAUCCUCCAUGCCUGCUUUGCGCCCAACUCUGCAGAAGUUCUGGUUGCAUCGAGCACUCAACUUCGGCUUUGGUGCCUCAAGGAGCUGCGAGAAAGUGCCCGGCUUCAGGGACACGGGGCAGCGGUUCUGGCAGCGACCUACUCAAGGGACGGCCGCUUGAUCUUGUCUGCUUCAAUCGACCGCACGGCUCGUGUUUGGGAUGCCAACAGCGGGGCGUGCCUUCACAUUCUGUCCGGGCAUUUGGACUCCGUCAGAGCACUCAGUGUCUCUGCAAGCGGCGAACUCCUGGCCACAGCAUCUGGAAUCACGGCACGUGUGUGGUCCUCUGCCACUGGGGCAUGCGAGAGAACCAUCAACAGCCACCCCGGUACUAUCUAUGCGCUGCAGUUUUCUGCGGAUGCACGGAUUCUGCUUGUCGCCUUCGGCUGUGGGCGAGAAGUGUUUGCUGGCCCUGCCAAUA